Messenger RNA from Lachancea thermotolerans CBS 6340, 582 nucleotides. RefSeq names its product 40S ribosomal protein uS4 (gene RPS9B). Gene Ontology annotation, biological process: translation; positive regulation of translational fidelity. The transcript is spliced from 2 exons. Bases 1 to 582 code for a protein of 193 amino acids. NCBI's taxonomy places the organism in Eukaryota, Fungi, Ascomycota, Saccharomycetes, Saccharomycetales, Saccharomycetaceae. The record is from RefSeq and is a predicted model, not a curated record. Gene Ontology annotation, molecular function: rRNA binding; structural constituent of ribosome. Gene Ontology annotation, cellular component: cytosolic small ribosomal subunit.
AUGCCAAGAGCCCCAAGAACCUACUCUAAGACUUACUCUACCCCAAAGAGACCUUACGAGUCCGCUCGUCUGGACGCUGAGUUGAAGUUGGCUGGUGAAUACGGCCUGAAGAACAAGAAGGAGAUUUACAGAAUCUCUUUCCAGUUGUCUAAGAUCCGUCGUGCUGCCAGAGACUUGCUGACCAGAGAUGAGAAGGACCCAAGAAGACUUUUCGAGGGUAACGCCAUGAUCAGAAGACUGGUCAGACUUGGUGUCUUGUCCGAGGACAAGAAGAAGUUGGAUCACGUCUUGGCCUUGAAGGUUGAGGACUUCUUGGAGAGAAGACUGCAAACCCAGGUCUACAAGUUGGGUUUGGCCAAGUCCGUUCACCACGCUAGAGUCUUGAUCACCCAGAGACACAUUGCUGUCGGUAAGCAGCUGGUCAACGUCCCAUCUUUCUUGGUUAGAUUGGAGUCCGAGAAGCACGUUGACUUCGCUAGAGGUUCUCCAUUCGGCGGUGGCAGACCAGGUAGAGUCGCCAGAAAGAACGCCGCCAGAAAGGCCGAGGCUGCUGGUGGUGACGCCGAAGAGGACGCCGAGUAA